GCGCCUGUCCCAUCUUCCGGCGUCCUCAGCGGCGGGCGGCGAGGCUCGCUCAGUUGCCCGCGGCGGCUUCGCCGCACCAAGAGAAGAUGGUGGGCCGGAACAGCGCCAUCGCCGCCGGCGUGUGCGGGGCGCUCUUCAUCGGCUACUGCAUCUACUUCGACCGCAAGAGGCGGAGCGACCCCAACUUCAAGAACAGGCUUCGGGAACGAAGAAAGAAACAGAAGCUUGCCAAGGAGAGAGCUGGGCUUUCCAAGUUACCAGACCUUAAAGAUGCUGAAGCUGUUCAGAAGUUCUUCCUUGAAGAAAUACAACUUGGUGAAGAGCUGCUAGCUCAAGGUGAAUAUGAAAAAGGUGUGGACCAUCUGACAAAUGCAAUUGCUGUGUGUGGACAGCCACAGCAGUUGCUGCAAGUGUUGCAGCAAACUCUUCCACCACCAGUGUUCCAGAUGCUUCUGACUAAACUUCCAACAAUCAGUCAGAGAAUUGUAAGUGCUCAGAGCUUGGCUGAAGAUGAUGUGGAAUGAGAAACAUGUCAACAUAAUAAAAUCUCAGUUAAAAAAUUUAAAAAUUCUUGGAAGUUGAGCAGCUCUGGGAGAAUAAGGGCAAAUGUGCUUGUUAUAGACUGUCCUACACUGAAGUCUACCAAAGUUAAUGUUUGCUUUGUGUAGAUCCAUUUGUUUGUUUUAUUUAUUUUUCCCAGUGAAAAGUGUAUUUUGAUAGAGCUUUUCAUUUUAUAAAUACACUGAGUUACCAGAAUAUCACAGAUUUCAUUUAUUCCUAAGACAUACAGUUAGUGUAUGCACGACAUAAGGUUUCUUGGGCUCUAAAAACACCCAGUUCUCAGUUUUAAAAGAUAGGCAAAAAAAGUGUGAAGAGUGCACAUUUUUAAAGCUAGUACAUUUUACUCUAAAUUAGAAGAGUGGAUAGAGACUUUAUUUGUGAAAAAGGAGCAUUAAAAUUUUUGAGAAAUCAUUCAUCUCUGAAACGUGAGGUGUGCUGCUGUGGUAUGUUAACUUUACCCCCUCCCUGUGUAUCAGACUUAAAAUCUUUUGUUUAAAUCAGUGGGCUUAUGUGUUUUGGGUAUUUAUCUCCUUAUUUUUUAAGUAUAUGUUGUUGCGAAUGGCACCAGGAGUUAGAUCUGUGUGCACCCUGAUGUCACCUCAUGAGCUUCUCCAGUUUGUGUCUGCUCUUUUCCUCAUUCAUGGGAGGGAAUUGACCUGCUAAUCCCUGAAGUGUUCCUUUCAGCUUCUGAUUCAUCUGUUUGCUGUCUUCAAGUCCACCUUCACCUGAGUGUAUUUGUGCAACCAGACCUUGCAUUUGUUUUAAUAUUCUGAAUUUUGCAUGCUUGCCUGAAUUAGUAUUUCUGAAUUGAUCUUUUUUAAAUGGUAUGACUGUCUUUGUUUUCACUGAGACUAAAUAAUGCUGUCACUACACUGUAAAUGAAUCUGAAACUUAACCUUUUAAAUAACUAGGAUGAUCUGCUUGUAAAAAUGUUCCUUUUUUGCUUUUAUCUUCAGUGUACCUCCUUAAUUCUUCUUCAGCUUGAUUGUCUUGUGCAAUGAGUGAAGUGUGAUCUUGUGACUAAAGACUUGAGAAGACUGGGGUUGGUGGGACCUCAUUUUCAAAUAGUGGCAUAUUAUCUGAGUCACAGACUCCGUUUCAGAACUGAAAAUAAAGAUCCUUGGUACUUAAUGACA
Molecule: messenger RNA, 1697 nt
Organism: Sciurus carolinensis (gray squirrel)
Lineage: Eukaryota; Metazoa; Chordata; Mammalia; Rodentia; Sciuridae
Gene: Tomm20
Product: translocase of outer mitochondrial membrane 20
Exons: 5
Coding region: 87-524 (145 amino acids)
Biological process (GO): tRNA import into mitochondrion; protein targeting; protein import into mitochondrial matrix
Cellular component (GO): mitochondrial outer membrane; mitochondrial outer membrane translocase complex
Molecular function (GO): transmembrane protein transporter activity
Source: RefSeq, a predicted model, not a curated record